Molecule: messenger RNA, 5033 nt
Organism: Lytechinus pictus (painted urchin)
Lineage: Eukaryota; Metazoa; Echinodermata; Echinoidea; Temnopleuroida; Toxopneustidae
Product: inversin-like
Exons: 20
Coding region: 264-3155 (963 amino acids)
Biological process (GO): protein localization to ciliary inversin compartment
Cellular component (GO): ciliary inversin compartment
Molecular function (GO): protein binding
Source: RefSeq, a predicted model, not a curated record
AAACAGCUUUAGAGUUUCAAAGGAAAGAACUCAGAAGAACUCUUGCAAACAAACUCUUGUGGUUGCUGUAUGCUGUAAUGUGCAUCAUUCUUCAGAUUUUUGUGUAUGUUUUCUUCUUGGAACAAGUCAUACAUGUCUAUGUCAUGGAUUCGUAUUGCUUCUGUUUUCACUUUGAAUGAACGAGGGAGGAUAUUCUGAGAAUUUAAUGAAAAUAAUUUGAGCACAAUUGAAUAAAUGUGGUACAUGUUCAUCCAGAUCUCAAAAUGUUCUCAUGUUUUGUGAAGGCAUCUGGUGCCUCUAGUGAUAUGAAAAGACACAAUGCAGAGGUAGCCCCACUACAAUUAGCAUCAGAGGUUAAGUCCAUUCCUGAGGUUAAAGGUCAGGCCCCUUCCCCAGGGCGUGGGGGUGGGGUACUUAAUUCCAUGACUUCCCUCCAGAGAGAGGCAUCCCCAACCACACAGAUCCAUGCUGCUGCUGUCAAUGGUCAGAAGACAUCUCUUCAAAAACUUCUCAAAGCAUACCCACAAGAAGUUGAUCAGGCAGACCAGUUUGGGCGAUCACCUCUCAUGUUUGCAGUACUUGCUGACCGACUUGACUGUGCAGAGGUCCUCAUAAAAAAGGGAGCUAAUGUGGAUGCCAAAGAUAAUGGAGGAAGGACAGCCUUGCACUGGGCUACAUACAAGGGAGUGUUUCGGCUAUGCAAGUUGCUAGUAUCUAAGGGAGCCUAUUGGAGAGAAAAAGACAACGAGGGACAGACGUGUCUUCACUUUGCCACGAGACACAAAGAUACUAGAUGUCUUGCCCUUAUCAUGAAACAACUCAUGCCAGGGGAAGUAGAUGAGCAAGAUAAUUCAAAGAGAACUGCCUUACACUGGAGUGCAUCCUAUGGAAAUGAGGAAGCGGUGAGAAUGCUUGUGAAACAUAGCUCCAACAUUGGUAUACCAGACAGUGAUGGUAAGACCCCACUCCAUUGGGCAGCUAAUGCUGGGGAUUCCCCUACUGCUAUUAACACGGUUCAGCACAUACUGGACACUGAACCGAGUGUAGUGAACUGGCAGGACUAUGAGGGGAGAACAGCACUUCACCUGGCUGUUGCUAAUGGUAAUACUGCCAUAGUCCAACGGCUAGUAGAUUUUCAGACUCCACUGGUCAAGUGCAACAUUUCUGUCUUGGACAAUAUGUUCCGGACCCCUCUCCACUGGGCAGCUGUCCUUGGCCACACCCACAUGGUCAACAUGCUACUGGACAAGAAUGCAAAUUACAGCUGUUCGGAUUCCAACGGGGCCACACCCUUACACUACGCAGCACAGAAUAACCAUACGGAGACUGUGGAAGUCUUUCUUCAGAGAGAAGGGAUCACAGAUGAGCCUGACCUUGAAGGAAGGUCAGCACUCAUGUGGGCGGCUGGGAAAGGAGCAGAUGGGGUGAUUGAGGUCAUGAUGAAAUUCAAACAAGAUAUUAAUGCUACAGAUAAAACAGGAGCAACAGCCCUCCAUGCUGCUGCUAUGUCGGGCCAUGCAAGUACAGUCAAUGUCUUAUUGCAGCAUGGUGCAGCUGUUGAUGUUGUUGAUCAGACUAAGCACACACCUCUGUUCAGAGCGGCUGAGAUGGGACAUACAGAAGUCAUGAAGACUUUAGCUAAAGGUGGAGCUCAAGUCAAGGUAGUUGAUCAGGAAGGCAGAUCUCCUCUUCACUGGGCUGCUUUGGGAGGUCAUACGUGUGUCUGUUUCCAUCUAAUGACACAUGACAUAAGUCCCAAUGUACAGGAUAAUGCUGGUCGUACCCCUCUUCAGUGUGCUGCCUAUGGGGGUUUUAUCCGUUGUAUGACUCUACUCCUAGAGCAUGGUGCUGAUCCUAAUCUACAGGAUAAUGAGGGUAUGACGGCUCUUCACUGGGCUUGUAGUACUGGAUACCUGGAUGCUACAAGGUUACUGUUAGACCAUGGGGCUUUCCCUAAUCAUAUGGAGUUAACAGAGGAUCGCUUCACACCCCUUGACUACACCCUACUUAAUGACCAUCAUGAAGUAUCACAAUACAUGGUUGAACAAGGCGCACUCUCUAUCACUGGUAUCAGAGACAUGGCUGCUACUCGUAUUCAGUGUCGUUUCCGAGGUUUCUGUGUCCGCAAGACAUUUGUUGAGAGGAAGAAGCUGCUGAUGAAACAUGAACAACUGAGGAAAGAUGCAGCAGCUAAGAAACGUGAAGAGCAAAGCAAAAAGUAUGAUCAGCCAGAUUCCUCCUCAACCCCAUUGAACUCCCGAAGUAUGGAACAUAUCCCUACUUUGCAUCCAGGGGAUAAAUCCCAAAUCAAAGAGAAUGGAUGGACAUCAGAGAAUCCUAACACCAACAAUAACAAUAAUGUUUGUAAUGCAUCAGUAAGCUUGUCAGAGGAUACCAGUACGUUACAUGACACCUGCUCUGGAAUGGGGGAGGUAGAUGGAAGGAUUAUAGGACCACCUCUACUAGUGAGUGACAACCCAUGUUCAGUCUCACUAAAGGAGGUGAGGGAUGAGGAAGGUCAGCUGAGAAUUCUGAAUGAGAGAAGGAAAGUGGUAUAUAAGGAGAGACUAAGGUUGGCUGAUAUGAGAAGGAAGAAUAGAGCUGCUACAAUCAUUCAGAACGCAUGGAGAAAUUUCAGACAAUGCAACACUAAGAUGAUGCAUACUGUUCAUGAGAUACAGCUACGGCGAUUGAUGCGCAAAGAUGAAGAUGUUUGGGAGAGACAGAUAGCUGCAUGUACUAUCCAGCUUGCAUGGCGGCGAUACUAUCGUCGCAAGCUUCUCAAAGCGCUUGGGGGUAACAAGGCUCUGGUACACACCUAUGAUCCAGAAAUAAUGGCUCUUAGACAGUAUCUGACUCUUCAGAAAGUAUAUGGAGGAAGCAUGGAAGCUAAAGAGUGGUUCCCUGGUCCACCUGAGAGAAAGGAUCGUCCUGAUUACAUGAAAUAUAUUCCUUCACCUGCUGCUUUGUCUUACAAUUUUGCCAUGGAGCAGUAUAUGCCUGAUAACCUGAAGAUAAUGUGUAGUGGUUUGGAUAACAUCACCCUCCAGAGGGCUGGUCAGGAUGACCAGUCAAUGGCACUGAAUGAAGCAGAUGAAGCAUUCUUGCGCCAAUCUCAAAGUAACAACAGCCACAGCAGUACUCCAAAUUCCUGAAAUCUGACUGACUGAAUAGUUCACACGAAUGUUUUGUGAGGUAUAUUUUCUUCCAGUAUCAGUGCUACUUCAAGGUUCACCAUUUCAUCAGGAUGUCAUCGUCCAAGUCUAAAAGAGGAGGUUAACUGAAAUAUGUGUACUUUAAACACCUUGAUUAUUGCAUAGACAUGUACUUUUAAUACUGCUUUCUUUACAACAGUCCUUAAAUACCAUUAUUUUGCUUAAUUUAUAUAUCUACCUCUUACAACAUCGAGAUCUCCAACUGUUUUAUGCACAAGAAUAGCCAUUCAUAAAUAGAGAUAUUUAGAAAUGUUGAUCAUGGUCAUGAUUUUAUGAAUUAUUAUAAUGGUUAUUGUAUUCAUAUUUAUAUUGAUAUUGCAGUGUAAAUUGGAAAUUGAGUUUUAGAUUUGAAAUUUACAGAGUAGGGAAAAAAUAUAUGAAUGGUAUUGUACAACAUACUGUUUAAUUUCAGACCAGUAUAUACUUGGGGGUGUCAAUUUGACCCCCCCUUAGAUCUUCGCCACUGAUCGCGCGAUCGCCGUGAAAAUUUGAACGCGCGUAGAGAUGAUGAUGAUGAUGAUGCACAGCAUUUGCAUAGGAGCCAGCCAAUCUGGGUCGCCUAAAAGGGCGCGCACACGGACUGUGACCCGCAGGUCUCUCCUCCCGAUAUAACUGGUUGGGGGAAUGCAGGUGGACCACUACACCGGGGUUUCAUCCUACUCUUAUUUGAAUAGUGCAGUCGGUUCUUAAUGUGCAGAGGGGGUGACUCUCCUCUACACAGGGCCUCCAUUUGACGUCCUAUCCGAGGGUCGAAGUGUUUUCCACUGUAACAUAGCCUGCAUCUAUGGAACCACUAAUAAGUCACCAGGAAAGGUUCUCUGUAAAUGGCCAAAAUAGUAACUUGGUCUUCAAACAGUCAAAAUUCAAAACUUAGCUUGUCUGAAGAAGUCCUUUUUCAUCUUUAUACUGUAAAAAUUUCGAGUUGUAAGAUUGAAUAGAAAAAAAGAUACAAGAGUUUCUUUGACACAAGUUUUUGCAGACUGCAUGGAAGUUUAAUUGAAAUUGUACAGUGUGCAUAUCUUCUGCUUCGAAUGUUUUCUCCUUAUUUCCUGAAAGCUCUUGCUUUGUUUUCUCUGCAUUCAUCAAGAAUUUGAGUGAGUUUUUGUUUAUCAAGUUUGACAAAUCAUAUAUCAUUUUAAAGCUCAAUAUGUGCUUGUUUUAAUCUCAAUAAAAAUCUCAAAAUUCAUUUUGGGGGACUUAUUGUUGGUUUGGGGCGGCUGGUCCCAAUUUGCAUUUGCAGUUUGAUGUGUAUUGAUGUGCAUGAAAAGGUAAACGGUAAUGUCUUCCAAGUGAUGAUAUGUUUACUUCUGUACAAUAUUAAUAUUUGCCCUUCUCUUGGUUAGAAUUAAUGACCACCUUGCCAAUUUAUUCGUGUAUAAACACAAACAUAUAUAUAUUAUAUUUUGAAUUUUUGAUACAUUUACUUAGAUUGAAUAAGUUGAAGUAUGUAAGUAAAUGAAAAGUAUGGAUAAAACCAGCAAGGCCUGGCAGAGUGGAUAUAUGAAGCUCUUGCUCAUACUGUUUGUAUUGUAUGUCAGGAAGAGCAAAGCAAAUAAAAUACCCUUUCAGGACUUUUUGUUCACAUCUUUGUGCAUCUUGAUUUUAUGCAAAUAUUAAUGGAAUUCAUAUUUGUAGUCUGGCCUUUGUAGCAUGUACCAAUUCAAUACAUUAUUAGUGUACCUGUUCCCAGGAGAGUAGAAAUCUGCCCCCCCCCCCCCCCCCUCUUCAGGUCUUGAGGUAUCCAAUAUUAUUUAUUUCUGUUUGUUGCUACGAUCAAAAUCCUUGAAUAAAUUUGUUCUUGAAAUUUUAUUUUACUCA